AUGACGACACCGCAGACCGUGCGUCGCUGGAUUCUCACGGGCGCAGUCGCAGCCAUCACCGUUACUGGGUCCAUUUACGGCGCUACAUUGAAGAGUGACAUUGAGGUGCACAAGCGACGAAAGCAAAUCCUCGAAGCUACACCAGAAGAGCAAAUCGAGACGCUCGACAUCGCACGUGCGCAAUUGGUGUCCAAGAAGAAUGAGUUGGAGAGGAAGAUUGAGGGCUUCCGGGAACGCCGGUUGAGGGAGAAAGAGAUCUCCCUAGCUCUGACGACCAAGUCAUUCGCAGUCACGCAUCCGACAUCGAGGAACCGGCAUCAACAUUGGCUGUUUGAAUCUUGCCUCAAGACCCAGCUUGCUAGAAUGUCCACUUUUCUCCGGAGAUGCUUCGCACACUUCUACACGGAUCCACAUUGCACUCCACACCACCUGCACUUCAACGGCUGCCAUGCCUGCCCGGCCCGUCGCAACAACCUCCCCGCGGACUCGCUAGAUAUAACCGAUGGUCCUGCAAACCACAUGCAGACUUGCGCAGAACAGAAACACGGAACGAAUGCAGCAGUAGGAUCGGUAAAUCCAGGACUCUCGCUCCUCUCUGGGAUGCGUAUGCGUCCCCGGGAAUAUCGCUUCUUGUUCGCCUGCGCACGACACCAGCACCAAACGUAA
Molecule: messenger RNA, 666 nt
Organism: Plenodomus lingam JN3
Lineage: Eukaryota; Fungi; Ascomycota; Dothideomycetes; Pleosporales; Leptosphaeriaceae
Source: RefSeq, a predicted model, not a curated record